Aedes albopictus (Asian tiger mosquito) is the source of this 513-nucleotide messenger RNA. Its product is annotated as exonuclease 3'-5' domain-containing protein 2-like. Lineage: Eukaryota; Metazoa; Arthropoda; Insecta; Diptera; Culicidae. Gene Ontology annotation, molecular function: nucleic acid binding; 3'-5' exonuclease activity. Gene Ontology annotation, cellular component: nucleus; cytoplasm. The record is from RefSeq and is a predicted model, not a curated record. Bases 1 to 513 code for a protein of 170 amino acids. Gene Ontology annotation, biological process: nucleobase-containing compound metabolic process. The transcript has 2 exons.
AUGCAGCGGAUCUCAUUGGAGCUGGGGGACCUUCUGAAUGACCCGGCCAUAGUCAAGGUUGACGUUGACUCACUGAGAGAUAAUAGAUUUCUGAAAAGCGACUACAACCAGAAGGUAGAGAGCACGCUGGAUCUGUGGCACCUGGUCGAUCGAUGCGGAGUGUCGGGUCCCUACGAAAUGGCAAAACUGGCCGAGAAGAAGCUUGGCGUCAAACUAGACAAAUACUGGCGUAUCAGGACUUCCAACUGGGAAAAUACACAGCUCUCGGAACGCCAGAUUAGAUGCGCAGCCAGCGAUGCCCAUAUCAAUAUUUACCAGCCAAAAACCUGGCUCACAACGGCCAUCGGCGAGCUGGAAUGUUUCUUCAACCAGAGGUUCCGCGACAGAUUCGUGGGAAGUGGCAAUUCGAAGAACCAGGGUAAAACGAAUACGCUGGAUGUAUCCAUCGACACCAAACGCACUAUAGCGACCCGUGCCAAACCACUGUACGACAACUAUCUCAUGCAGGCCUAG